AUGUCAGUUUUUGAUUCGAAUCGAAUACUAUGGGCAGCAGUGUUAAUAAGUCUCGGUACAGCGUACUACACAGUUCCCUCGCUGUUACGCACAGUCAAAGACGCCGCACGGUCCCCUCAGCCAGACCCUGUCCCACCAGCACGACAACUCCAGAAAGAAUCCGAAAACUCACUGAAAAUCGAGACUCUCCGAGCGCUCGCAGACGGACAUAGCUAUGACCUGCGCUCUUCGGCGAUCAAGAUUGUGGCGUAUCGCACCAUUCGCACAAGUACCAAAGAUCUACUUCUUCGAGAUCUAGCAAGCAAGGACUACGUACGACGAGACAAUGCCAUCAAUGCGCUUUGGAUGCUUCUCUUCCACGCCAGACUCAACACGACAUGUUUCGCUGACGCGUUCAGCCGGCGAAGAGGCAUCGAAGCCGUGGUGGAGGCCUUGAUUCAGGGACUCCCUGCGCACGACAAACUCAGCUCCACGAAGCGGCCGAGCACCAGCCCGGACGGCGAGGAGAAGGACGAUAUCCCACCAUCUCCACUCAAACCGAACCAUCGACCUGCUCAUGAGGCCUCACUACUCAUCAUCCUCAAUCAUCUCCUCAAUCAGACGAGCCGUUCUUCCCAUUCGUGGAAAGCCGACGAGUUCCAGCCUAUCGACCACGCCGUUCGUGCCGGUCUAGUGGAUCGCUGGCUGGCCAAAUACCCGUUUCCUUGCUCUCUGCCAGAGAAUGAGAAGUUCGGCUUCGUCCGCUCGGACGUCGCAAGGCUUUGUGAACGCUCGAGCUGGGGCACCGACGAUCCUCUCAUGGCGGACAUCGUCAAAGCCGUGGUGGCGACUACUGAGGGCCAACGGGCUCUGUGCAAUGCCGGGCUAAGACGAGGCGGCAGUGUGCGCCACCUUCGCAGAAAUGGUUUCGACCUUCAGUGGCAAUUUGACCCACUCCGUGAAGCACACCGUACUGGUGGCGAUCCGCAUGGACCCAACGAGGACAAUGUCGAGGAAGACCACGACGUGGCUAUGACGGACGGUGAAGAUACUGCCGGCGUUCCCCUCGACCGAGACAACCAGGCCGAGUGGCUACCUCUUUUGCCCCGCCCGCGCUCCGCUGAACGGAGCCAGGAGGAAGAACAUCUGAGGCGCCGACAUCGUGAGGCCGUCGUCGUGGCCGAGCGAGGAACACCACUACGACGAGAAAACAUUUUGCAGCGGGAGAACAGUCAGUUUGGGUUUCAACCCAUGGCUGGCGUCAGCGAGGUGGAGGGCGUCCUCAACAAUCUCAUCGACCUUUCUGACUCCGAUGGCGCUGAACUUAUCGUUCAUGACCAAAGUAUAGAGAGGGUAGAGGUGUUGAGUUCCCACGAAGACGGCCUUGAUCCAAUGGAGCAAGCGCUGGCUGUUCAGCAUACGGUGGGAAAUGAGUCAGAGGAGGCUUCUACGGAUCAUGACGAAAAUGGAGGUGAGACAGAACAGGCUGCCCCAGUGGCAUAG
This is a messenger RNA of Exophiala bonariae, 1482 nucleotides long. RefSeq lists its product as uncharacterized. Lineage: Eukaryota; Fungi; Ascomycota; Eurotiomycetes; Chaetothyriales; Herpotrichiellaceae. The transcript has a single exon. The coding region runs from base 1 to 1482 and encodes 493 amino acids. The record is from RefSeq and is a predicted model, not a curated record.